Drosophila takahashii is the source of this 911-nucleotide messenger RNA. RefSeq names its product eukaryotic translation initiation factor 2B subunit alpha (gene eIF2Balpha). The record is from RefSeq and is a predicted model, not a curated record. Gene Ontology annotation, cellular component: eukaryotic translation initiation factor 2B complex. Gene Ontology annotation, molecular function: guanyl-nucleotide exchange factor activity; translation initiation factor activity. Gene Ontology annotation, biological process: translational initiation. NCBI's taxonomy places the organism in Eukaryota, Metazoa, Arthropoda, Insecta, Diptera, Drosophilidae.
GUCAAAUACUUCCUGCAGCUCUUGGAAGAGGAUAAGGAUCUUUCCUCUGGCAUUGCGGCCAUCAGGACUCUGCUCAUGAUUCUGGAAAAGAAGCAGUUUGGCACCAUUCACAUUCUCCACACAACCAUGAGGGAAGCGGUGGCCGCCAUGCGGAACACGGAUUUGUCCAUUGCAGCCAUUGUUUCCGCCGGGGAGCUCUUCUGCCGGUUCAUCACCCUCAGCCUGGACGAUAAGCACAUGGAGGAGUGCCGCCAGAUAAUGCUGAAUCGCGGCAAGAUCUUCCUUACCAAGUUGCUCAACUCCCGGCAGGUGAUUGCCCAGCAGGCCCAGAGGUUCAUCACCGAUGGCUGCCGCAUUCUGACGCACUCCCGCUCCCGUGUGGUCCUGAAAGCCUUGAUUACGGCCUCGCAGAACAAAAAGUCCUUCCACGUUUACGUGACGCAGGGCGGCACAGGAAACUCUGGCGAAGAGAUGGUCAAGGACCUGAAUGCCGCCGGCAUUGACUGCACUUUGAUCCUGGACUCCGCCACUGGCUAUGUGAUGGAAUCGGUGGACUUUGUGAUGGUGGGCGCCGAGGCGGUGGUGGAAAGUGGCGGGAUUAUCAACCGCAUUGGCACCUACACCAUGGGCCUGUGCGCCCGGGAGAUGAAGAAACCCUUUUACGUCCUGGCCGAGAGCUUUAAGUUCAGUCGCCUGUAUCCACUCAACCAGCGCGAUCUGCCCAACGAGUACAAGUACUCCCGCAAGCAUUUGAACGAUGUGAGCAAAGUGCAUCCUCUGGUCGACUAUACGCCACCUGUCUACAUCACCCUGCUCUUCACCGACCUGGGCAGACUGACGCCCUCGGCCGUCAGCGACGAGUUGAUCAAGCUCUACAUGUAGAAUGGACAAUAAAGAUGUGUUGCACUUAA